CUCCCUCAUACCUCCGGUGCAGCCCGAAGCUGGGGCAGAACCCUGGGUAAAGCCGAUUAAAUUAACCAAAGCCGUUGAAUCAUUCUGUCAGCAAUAUUUAUCGUUUUGGACAUUGCAAAGGUUGCUCCUUAUUACAAAAUAGUUCUACGUUUUGCUUAUCCCGGUAUAUGUAAAUAUUCCCCUACUACUCAUUGUGUUUACGUUGAAGUAGUAUCACAUAGCGUUUCACUUCGAGCAACAAUGUUUGCCAAACUGAAAGAGCGUUAUGACAAGUUCCUGAACGAGAAGAACUUCGUAACGGACUGUCUGGGGAAAAUCGAGGAGAAAACUGGAAUUAAAAAGAACUACAUUGUUGCAGGUACUCUCUCUCUCACAGGGCUGUAUUUAAUCUUUGGAUAUGGCGCCUCUCUGCUCUGUAAUUUGAUCGGUUUCGUGUAUCCUGCAUAUUUCUCCAUUAAGGCGAUUGAGAGCGCAGAUAAAGAAGAUGACACCAAUUGGCUGACCUACUGGGUCAUCUAUGGAAUUUUUAGUGUGGCCGAAUUUUUCUCUGACAUAUUCCUCUACUGGUGCCCUUUCUACUAUGUUGGGAAGUGCGUAUUCCUGCUUUGGUGCAUGGUUCCUGGGAGCUGGAACGGAUCUCAAGUGCUUUACCAUCGAGCAGUGCGGCCAUUCUUCCUGAAACACGAGGCCGAGCUGGACAGAGUGGUGAAUGACCUCAGCGGAAAGGCCAUGAGCGCAGCGGAGAGCGUCACCAAAGAAGUCCUUCACACGCUGGUGGAUAAGAAAGCUCUUCUGCCUUCUGUGGCAGCUUCUAAAGCGCUGCCAAGCACAUCCGUACGUAACACAUUUCAUCACUUGGCUCCCACAUCUCCCUCCUCCACAGUCCCAUCCUCCCUGAUGUUCUGUCAUGUCAGCCCCCCCCCCUUGCUCCUAUGCAGUCUACCCACGGCGUGUUACUUUUUUUUGUCAGCCUGACACACCCACAAUUCCAACCCUCAUAUGGAGUAGCUACAUUCAUUUUGCGGUUCGAGGGCACCAUGGCUACCCAUAAUACUAUCACUAUCCAUAAAGUUAAUACCAUUUUUAAAUCUUAACUUAUAGAUUAUCACAUGGUGCAUCUACAUCUGUUGGAGUCUAGUAUAUAAUUUGCAGUACAUUACGCAUUGAGACAAAAACCGCAGGUUGGAAUGUAGUGACUCGUUUUAUACGCGCACCAGAACAAACGUGCAUUACAGCGAGCUGUAGUAUUUAGUGUAGAAUCCAGUUUGUUUGAAUAUUCUUCAUUGGAACUGAAUUACUUAGACAUUUGAUGUAGUGCUCACAACUCUAGGCUUGUACAUGGACCUCUGCGACACCCAUGUGGUCUGACAUGCUGCAUUUGGUGGCAUUUCUCCUUUAUUAAUAAUAAUGAAACAUUUCAUGCCUUCCUUUAUAGACUGACCUGAAUGUAGACUAAUUUGGUAAGUUCAGUGUUGUAGGAUUUCAUGUCUGCUGCCCAAGUCUCUCUCAUUCAUAUGAAAGCCCUUAACAUUAAGCUCAUAUUUUAAGUUACAAAACUGCAUUAUGCUAAUUUGUGUUUAUUGCAUUUAAGCAUGCAAUUAUAAUCUAAUGAGUAACAGCAUUAUUUCUGUCUUGCUUAUCUUGAAUGUGUGCAUGCGUGCCCCUAACCAGCUACACUGAGUAUUUCUGGUUUUGCAUUGAACAGUCCAGCUUUUAAUGAAAUAUUUUCUUUGUCGUCAGUUAUCAUUUGUUACGUCGUAACCAUGUUGUCAGCAUACCUGCAUAUCUAAAAAUCGGAAUCUCUUAUGCCAUUUGACCGGUUGAUUUGUGUUCGUUCCACCAAGUGUUGCAGUAGUAUUUUCAUUAUUAAUAUAGAAAACGAUACCAUUUAUGUUCGUUUGCUCUUGGGGUUUUCAAACAAAAACGUUUCGCAGUACAUUACAAAAGAGUAAAAAAGUGUUUUUGUUUGAAAUUCACUUUAAUUGUGUAAAAUUUUGUUUCUAUAUUUCAAAGGUCUAAUUACUGUCUGUCCCGUUUUUUGUUUU
Messenger RNA from Brienomyrus brachyistius, 2045 nucleotides. It is a transcript of the gene reep6, whose product is annotated as receptor accessory protein 6. The record is from RefSeq and is a predicted model, not a curated record. The transcript has 5 exons. The coding region runs from base 241 to 975 and encodes 244 amino acids. Lineage: Eukaryota; Metazoa; Chordata; Actinopteri; Osteoglossiformes; Mormyridae.